AUGCCCCGGAAACCACACACCAAAUCCCGGUAUGGAUGUGACCACUGUCGACGCCGACGCGUCAAAUGCGACGAGCAAGGACCCCCAUGCACAAAUUGUAUUACGCGACAGCUAGAUGGCUGCACAUAUUCCCGAAUUCUACCAGCAUACCUACUCAACACUCAUCGAGCAAGUCCUAUCAGUCCAGGCCCGCUAGUUAAACAAAAUGGCAAUGUCCCUCCGUGGUCUCCGCUGACAGCGCCGGCCGUGGACGAGCUGGAAUUAAUGCAUCAGUUUGCGACGGAGACCUAUCUGAGUCUUUGUGUUAGCGAAUCGGAGAAAGUGACGUGGCAGAAACUUGUGCCUCGUCUCGCGUUGAAACAUCGGUAUUUGAUGCAUGGCAUUUUGUCACUGGCUUCGUUGCAUCUUGCUACGACGCUGGAAGCGCCGCAGGCGCCUGUUUACGUCGAUACGGGGCUUGAGUAUCAUAGUAGGAGUCUUGAGCCGUUCCGCGUUGCUAUUGACAAUUUGACGCCGGAGAAUUGCGAUGCGGUCUUUGCGGAGUCGGUUGUUACUACGGCGAUUAAUCUUUCGUUGGCGCAGUUUACUGCUGUGCAUGGGAAUGAGAGCAGGAUGACGGAGAAUAUGGUGACGGCGUUUGAGCUGUUGCAGGGUGUCAAGAAGAUCUUGAAGAUUGGGAAGUCGUGGAUCCGACUGGAGUUGUUUUCCAAGGGCGACUUUUGGAAAGAUACCUCUGCUGAACUCGAUGAGGAUACGUUGUCGGCGUUGAAUCGACUGUCUUUCCUGAAUGAGCAGACAAGGCCAGAUAGAGAUGAGAUUCAACAUGGUAUAAAUAGAGAUGUUAUUGAUCAUCUCAGACACUGUUUCAUGAAGUUUUCACGUUCCGAGGAUCCUGCUCCGGUGCUUGCAUGGCUGGGUGCGGUGGAUAACGGUUUUGUACACGGCAUCCGGAGGAAGUCCCCUUUCCCGCUUCUGAUACUCGCGUAUUGGGGUGUUCUUCUUUCCAAGCUUGAUGGAAAGUGCUGGUGGGCUCAAAAUGCGGGGAAGGCUUUGGUUUCUGAGAUCCUUGACUCGCUAGCGUGCAAGGAUCAACUGUGGGAAGGGUGUGUUGGGUGGGUUCGGCAAAAAAUGGCUGUGCAUGGUGCCCAGGCGAAUGAGAUCUAUAGUCUGGAGAAACCAGGCUAUAAUUGA
This is a messenger RNA of Penicillium daleae, 1191 nucleotides long. Its product is annotated as Zn(II)2Cys6 transcription factor domain-containing protein. Gene Ontology annotation, biological process: regulation of transcription by RNA polymerase II. NCBI's taxonomy places the organism in Eukaryota, Fungi, Ascomycota, Eurotiomycetes, Eurotiales, Aspergillaceae. The coding region runs from base 1 to 1191 and encodes 396 amino acids. Gene Ontology annotation, molecular function: zinc ion binding; DNA-binding transcription activator activity, RNA polymerase II-specific. The record is from RefSeq and is a predicted model, not a curated record. The transcript has a single exon.